Coregonus sp. 'balchen' is the source of this 4810-nucleotide messenger RNA. The record is from the annotation of a GenBank genome assembly. NCBI's taxonomy places the organism in Eukaryota, Metazoa, Chordata, Actinopteri, Salmoniformes, Salmonidae.
GAAAAGGCCUCAGAGUCAGAUACCUCACAACCAGAGAAGCAACCUCGUCCACUGAAAGGGAAGCCUCAGAUCAUGAGAAAGACAAACCCGUCAGUGAGCCGCAGAUUGCCUGCGAUGACAAAGCUUCCGGUCCUACCUGGGGUUGCCUUUACAUUGUCAAGAGCCAACCUGGGGAAAAAGGUAAGCCGAACAUACAUUUAACAGGAUAGAGUAGAAUGUUGCAGUAGAAUGGUAGAAGGAUGUAGUAGAAUGUUGCAGUAGAAUGUUGUAGAAGGAUGUAGUAGAAUGUUGCAGUAGAAUGUUGCAGUAGAAGGAUGUAGUAGAAUGUUGCAGUAGAAGGAUGUAGUAGAAUGUUGCAGUAGAAGGAUGUAGUAGAAUGUUGCAGUAGAAGGAUGUAGUAGAAUGGUAGAAGGAUGUAGUAGAAUGUUGCAGUAGAAUGGUAGAAGGAUGUAGUAGAAUGUUGCAGUAGAAUGGUAGAAGGAUGUAGUAGAAUGUUGCAGUAGAAUGUUGCAGUAGAAUGGUAGGAUGUAGUAGAAUGUUGAUUUUUAACCAUUUUUAUCCUGAUUCCCUCAGUUGUAUCAGCCUAUGUCUGAUUUCAACCUAAACGACCCAAACUGUCACGUUAUGAGGCCCACGUACAACAGUCUGCAUGACCCAAACCUCAAUGAAUACUACCAUCAGAAGGAAAUUCAUGGCAAGUUGAAGAAGCGAAACUUAAUCACUGAAGAUGAUAAUGUAAGUUUUAAGUUAAUCUUGUUGUUUCUGACCAGUGUAGGAGGAGACCGUUAACUUAACUGAUCAUUAACUCCAGGAAAUAGUAUUAUAGGAGGGUACCUUUUGAUUGUCUCUCUCUCUUCUCAAGGUUGUAUGCUCAUUGAAGGAGUAUAACACAUACAAACAGUACCUGGAUACGGUCAAGACAAACCAUGACAAAACCUACAGCAAGAGGAUGGUAUCUGGGCAGUUUGACUGUGUUCUGAAAUUUGUAAAGAGCAAAGUUAUUUACAUGUGAAAAUGUGAAACGCUCACGCAUCACUCUUAUAACAAUGUUACUGUAACAUGUACGGAAUAUCUUAGGUUGAUACCGAUCUAAACUGUACGGAAAUGUUCUUUAUCCUAUUUCAGAAGGAACAGAUGCUGAGAAUGGUUCGGUUACAAGAGGAAGGCCAUAUCCCUAAGGAUGUUACACUGGAAGAUAUGAGAGAGUACUUACUGGAAGAAGGAGCUCUGAACCUGAAGCAUCUGCAGUCAACCAUUGGUUCCAGGUAGGCAAGAAGUGCAUGUAAUGAACUGUAUACAAAUGCUAGCGCUGACGCCUAGUGGUAAUAAUGACAAACUGCAUGUUACUGCAUGUCAUUACACUAGAGACAACAAUUAUAUAGCUUUAUAUUAGAGUUAUGCCUAAUCUGUGUUGGAGAUGUCAACUACAUGACUGAUCUGCUGAAUGAAUUGAUAGGGCCAGGGGGCAGAAAUAUGGCCUGCAAACUGCAUUGUAUGACCCAGAGAGAGAGUUUGAGGAGGAUUGGGUUUCUAAGGAGCGAUCCAGGCUGAAACUCAUUGAAAAUUAUGUGAAGCAUGAUGUGAACAAGGCCAGGUACCUGAAGGAGGCCAAAGAAAAGCGCAACAGAAAGGUAAGAAUGUCACACUUUCUUCAUACUUCACAAAAUUGCCAACAAAUUAUUUUCAAGUUUGAAUAGUUCAGUAAAUUAAGAAAUGGUUUUACCUACAUUUUUGUGGGUGCUAAGUUGACACAUUUGACGGUAUAUUUCACAGCUAUUUUUUUUACUCUGGAUAUUCAUAUUAUGCUCUUCACAGAAAAUAUGCAUCAUGGAACAAAAGCAGGCCAUUCAGAUGAGGAAAAUGGAAGAGGAAUUGAAAAACCUCCAAGUGUUUGAGAGGUUGAGAGAGGCCACUAUCAAACCAAAUAAGCUAUUGGAAGGAAUAUCUUUAAAACCAGGUAAGAUUUCAUUUGAAUUCAUCCCACUAACCAGGUUUCCAUCUAACCUUUAUUUUAUUUUUUGUUGUUGUAAUUUUUACCCCCUUUUUCUCCCCAAUUUCGUGAUACCCAAUUGUGAUCUUGUCAACUCCCCAACGGGCUCGGGAGAGGCGAAGGUCGAGUCAUGCGUCCUCCGAAACAUGACCCACCAAGCCGCGCUUCUUAACACCCACUCGCUUAACACGGAAGCCAGCUGCACCAAUGUGUCGGAGGAAACACCGUUCAACUGACGACCGAAGUCAGCCAGCAGGUGCCCGGCCCGCCACAAGGAGUCGCUAGAGCGCGAUGAGCCAAGUAAAGCCCCCCUGGACAAACCCUCCCCCAACCCGGACAACGCUGUGCCAAUUGUGCCCCGUCCUAUGGGACUCCCGGUCACGGGAUCGAACCCCAGGCUGUAGUGUCGCCGCAGCACUGUGAAGCAGUGCCUUAGACCGCUUUGCCACUUGGGAGGCCCCCAUCCAACAUUUUUAUACGAGUAAAGUACAUGUCCUAUAAAAAAUGUCAUGACAGGCCUGAUGGAAACAGAACAUUUUUCGGUAAACUUUCCAAAUGUCGACGAAACAAAAUACGCUAGACAAGGUGGGAUAGUUUUGUGUCGGUAAAAUGAAUUAUGCGAGAAAUGUCGGUGGAAACUCUUUUAUGCGCAAAUAUUGAUAUAAUAACUAUCAUAUCGAAGUCAACUUGGAGUCAUGCGAUGACAUGUUGGGUGGUCCUCUCACUACGACUCGUUGGGAAAGCAUGCAGUUUAUUAGGCUACAGAUGAAAUAAAUUAUGAUGAACUUCACAGGGUGGCGAAAAUGCAAGGUGAUGAGCUUGAUGCUCCUUUCAAAUAAAUAAUUGAUGCUUGGCUGCCAUUUGUCAAAUACAAUAUUUUUUGGUCCAUAAUAAUAAUCUCCUCAUGUAGACUAUACAUGCGUUAUAUCCAACAUGCGCUCUAACAUAUAGCACUGUUGGCUAGAGCGCCGGUGCCAAUACUAGGCACACUCGCUAUAUACCUCAACCAUCAGUAGAGCUGAAAAUGCUAUGAAAAUAACUUGUAUUUUCUAUUCGGUACGUGGGAAUUUCACCGCAAAAUGUAUUUUUAUGUGCACUACGUCAUCAUUUGUAUCUGCAACAAGUCAAUUUGAUGGAAAACAUGUCUGGUGGGAAAAUGCUCAUAUGUUAAUAUGUGGAUUUUAGAAUAUUUGCAUGAAAAUCUGUUGCCAAUUGGAUGGAAACCUAGCUACAGUUACGCAAUGUUUAAAUAACAAUGUCAAAUGCAACAUACAGAGGAGCAGUUGAAUGUCUUGUGCUGUAUAUAAUCCUAAAUGAUUUCUUAUAGCUCCUGUCCAGCCCGCUCGCCUACCUGCUCACUCCAAAACUGUGACGAAAACAGUUUCUCUGUCAGGCAAGUCAAUUUCACAAUUAAAUAAUCAUAAUUUAAUUAUGAAGGAUAUUUCGGAGUAUUGUUUGGUGCCUGCAUAUUGGCAUGUUCAUAGCGAAGUGAAUGCUAAAUUACAUCCAAUUUAGUAUUGUGUGUGUGUGUUUGUAAUAGGGAAAUCAUCUAAGGAAGAGCCACCCAUGCUACAGAGGAGACCAAGCCUUGAUCACCUUGCACCACUCCAGAGGAGACCAUGCCAGGAUCUUCUGGCACCACUGCCCUGCAGGUCCAAACCAAGUGUUGAGAAAGACAUCAAGACAGAGCAGGGACAGGAUAGGGCACCCGACUCUCACACAGUAACAAAGAGAGAACUAGGAUCUGCUACAUCUGACGGUUCCCUGAAACCUAGAUCCAAGGCUCCUGUGGUUCCCAAGUCCUCCCAGAGUGAGCAAGGUGUUCCUUCAACAAGAAAAAAGGUCAGGAAAAACAGAAGAAAGGAGAGGAAGGGUCUGCAAGCACCUGUUUUGAGGAUCUCCAAAGCCAUCGAGAGAUGAGGCAUCGCAGACAGUGCUCAGCUAAAAUCUGUCAUCCUUGACCACUUGGGCUCCAAGCCUGUCAGGAAGCAGCUGGCAGAGUCGAUCAGGGAUGAGGUCAAAGUGACGAUUCCAGGGUCUAAGCCAGCGGCACAAAGGGCUCGGAGUGCCAGAAUCGCUUAUGACGUGUUGAAGUGUGUCUCUCGAGCGGCCAAUCUUUGCAACAAACCUGCCUGCAGACUCCGCGGGGGAAACCCAAUCAAACCCAACGCUAAAGGAAAUAAUAUAGAACCAGAGGAGCAGAUGGCCAACGGAGAAGACAUUAACCUCUACGUCACAACGUUGAUCACUGACGUUCUGGAGGAACUCAAGGAGCAAGUUAUCGUAAUGAUCCGAGAAGACUCCCCUACCCAAUUCAAAGUUGUCUCUGCAAAGGCCAGCCAAACAGCCAUUGAUGUGGUAAGCAACGUUUUGGAAGACGUUAGAGACUUAUUAAAUGAGGGAAACAUUGAAGAGCUUGCACUAGAUGGUGAUGAUGAAGAAGGCACCUCAGGGCUACCGGACAGUCAGCCACCUGCAAUGACUGCAUCAGAGAUGGCAGACCCAGAGAACCGUCCAGUUUCCUGUUCAAAACAAAAAGGUAUCGCCUGUGACCUUAUAAACAGUGCGUAUGACAACCUCCUAUUCAAGAGAGCUUUUCCUGAGCUUCAGAUCGAACGAGAUGAACAACCAAUCACCUCAAGGGCUAUCAGAAGUGACAUAAAAAUCUAUUUUGACGAAAAAGCACCUUCCCUGACUCCAAAAAUGCUUCCCCCGGAGCCACUGAUCUCAUCUUUCUCCAACUCUCCUAGUUAUGGAAUUAUGUUUUCAUCUGACAUUUCAGAGGUUGCAGAAAACGACUUGAAGACAAGCAACCAUUAA